CGGGACUGUAUUGAGAGUGUGUGAAUGUCCGCGUGGACCAGGGCCGCGCGGGCCCCGCGCUUCCUACAGCUCGCUCCCGGGUGCUGCUGUGUAUGUUUGCUUCUUGUCACUGUGCGCCGAGAGGCAGGAGGACUAUGAAAAUGAUUCACUUUCGGAGCUCCAGCAUCAAAUCGCUCAACCAAGAGAUGAAAUGCACCAUUCGACUACUGGACGACUCGGAGGUCUCCUGCCAUAUCCAGAGGGAGACCAAAGGGCAGUUUCUUAUUGAACACAUCUGCAACUACUACAGCUUGCUGGAGAAGGACUACUUUGGAAUUCGCUAUGUGGACUCAGAGAAGCAAAGGCACUGGCUUGAACCUAACAAGUCCAUCUUCAAGCAAAUGAAAUCUCAUCCACCAUACACCAUGUGCUUUAGAGUGAAAUUCUACCCACAUGAACCCAUGAAGAUUAAAGAAGAGCUCACAAGGUAUCUAUUAUAUUUGCAAAUUAAAAGAGAUAUUUUUCAUGGUCGACUGCUGUGUUCCUUUUCUGAUGCUGCCUAUCUGGGUGCUUGUAUCGUUCAAGCUGAGUUUGGUGAUUACUAUCCUGAUGAGCAUCCUGAGAAUUAUAUCAGUGAGUUUGAGAUUUUUCCCAAGCAAUCACAGAAGUUGGAAAGAAAAAUUAUGGAAAUUCAUAACAAUGAACUCAGAGGUCAGAGCCCUGCAAUUGCUGAAUUCAACUUACUCCUGAAAGCUCAUACACUAGAAACUUAUGGGGUGGAUCCUCACCCAUGCAAGGAUUCAAGAGGUGCUACAGCAUUUUUAGGAUUCACUGCUGCAGGUUUUGUGGUAUUCCAGGGAAAUAAAAGAAUCCAUUUGAGAAAAUGGUCAGAUGUCUGCAAAUUGAAGUUUGAAGGGAAGACAUUUUAUGUGAUUGGGACACAGAAAGAGAAAAAUGCUGUCUUGGCAUUCCAUACUUCAACACCAGCUGCCUGCAAACAUUUAUGGAAAUGUGGGGUAGAAAACCAAGCCUUUUAUAAGUAUGCAAAAUCCAGUCAGAUCAAGACUGUGUCAAGCAGCAAGAUAUUUUUUAAAGGAAGUAGAUUUCGAUACAGUGGUAAAGUGGCUAAAGAGGUGGUGGAGGCAAGUUCCAAAAUCCAGAGGGAUCCUCCUGAGGUGCACAGAGUCAACAUUACUCAGAGUCGCAGCUUUCACUCCUUGAACAAACAGCUCAUCAUUAACAUGGAACCCUUGCAGCCCUUACUUCCUUCCCCCAUUGAACAAGAAGAGGAAAUUCCUGUGGGUGAGGGUGCCCCAUUGCCUAAAGUGGAUGGUUCUGAGCCCCUGGUUGCCAGCUCACCAGUGAAAGGAGCUCGGUGUGCAGAUCCUCCAAGUGAAGAAGAAGAUAAAGCACAAGAUGACCCCUUGACCAUUUCUGAACUAGCGUACAACCCCAGUGCCAGCCUGCUCCCUACCCCAGUGGAUGAUGAUGAAAUCAACAUGCUCUUUGACUGUCCAUCCAGGCUUGAGUUAGAGAGGGAAGACACAGAUUCAUUUGAAGAACUGGAAGCAGAUGAAAAUGCCUUUUUGAUGGCUGAAGAGGAGGAGCUGAAGGAAGCUCGCCAAGCUUUGUCAUGGAGCUACUCCAUCCUGACUGGCCGAAUCUGGGUCAACCCCCUGGUCAAGAGUUUCUCCAGGCUCCUUGUGGUGGGCCUGGGAUUGCUGCUGUUUGUAUUUCCCCUGCUCCUCCUCCUUUUGGAGUCAGGUAUUGAUCUCUCCUUCUUAUGCGAAAUCCGUCAAACACCAGAGUUUGAGCAGUUUCACUAUGAAUACUACUGUCCCCUGAAGGAGUGGGUGGCUGGGAAAGUCAACAUCUUCCUGUACAUGCUAGGUUGUUCAUAAGAUUCAUAACUGAUAAGACUAAGGGCUAUCUUCAAUAAUAGUAGUGUCGUUUUCAGUAGAUGUUAGGUUUUGAAUGGCCUUGAGUUAUCAAGAGGUAUUUUCUCUAACCUGAGUGCUCAAACUUUGAAAUAAAUUUUCUGUACUUGAUUGAUUUUAAGUCAGCUUAAAUAAAAUAUAGUUCUUUGAGUUAUCAUUCAGAAAGGCAACCACGAAGUAACAAAAAACAAUCUCCUUAUUAUAUCAUAAUCAUGUAAUAUAUUGGAGUUAGAUAUUCCUGUUUCUUUACUAUGAGCUAUAAUCAAAAUCAGAAUUUUAGUAAAAAUAUAAAAGAAAUCUUUUUAACAUAAUCUUUGAUGAAAAUAAUGUCCUUUUACUGAUGGCUAUACAAAUAAGUUGAUGCUGGGGUUUUCUUUCAGUUUUUUUUUAAAUAUUUUUAUGCAUUCUAACUAUUUUGGUAAAUUUUUAGCAAAAAAGAAGCUUUCUGGAGUUAUCUAACUAUACAUAUUGUAAAACUAAUGCAUGUGGAAUUUUUUAAUCUUUUGGCACCUGAUUUUUUAAAGAUAUUUUUGGCUAACUAAUCCAUAAUUUAUUACCUGCACAUAACUUUGAAAAAUGCUAGUAAGAUACUACAGUAAGUUCUCAAACCAUGAUUGGGUUAGAAGAUGUGAGCAUGGAGAACAUUGAAUUGAUAUUAUGGGGUCUACUUUCAAAGUUUUGGACACGAUAAUCUUAUACUUUCAUUUGCAUUUGCUCUGGGGAAGCAGAAUGCUCUUAGAAGAAGUUGAAACUACUUGUGAUAGUAAAAUUGUUGAAGAUGCACUAGUUAAUUGUUCAUGUUUACUAACCUAAGUGAAAGCAGGCAGGAUUUGGCAAGUAGAAGAUAGCAAAGAAGAGUUGUGGGGAGAUUGCUGGGCAAGUGAUGGUAAGCAUAUGGUUGCCUUUAUGGCAGUGAUGGUGACACAUGGCACUCAAUGUAAAGAGACAUGCACUCACUUUCUGAGUU
Acomys russatus (golden spiny mouse) is the source of this 2883-nucleotide messenger RNA. It is a transcript of the gene Frmd3, whose product is annotated as FERM domain containing 3. The coding region runs from base 93 to 1880 and encodes 595 amino acids. Gene Ontology annotation, cellular component: cytoskeleton. The record is from RefSeq and is a predicted model, not a curated record. The transcript is spliced from 14 exons. Gene Ontology annotation, molecular function: cytoskeletal protein binding. Lineage: Eukaryota; Metazoa; Chordata; Mammalia; Rodentia; Muridae.